UGCUUACGGAACCAGGCGUCUAUAAGAACCCACUUCAUUGUUGGCUUGUUGCCUCUGUUCUCAAAAUCACUCGGUUCAAUCUUCGAAUCAAGAUCAAGAGGUUGUAAAAAUGGCUUUCAAAGAUGGGGAAGAAGCUAAAAUCCCUCUUCUGACCCCCUACAAAAUGGGAAAUUUUGAACUUUCUCACAGAGUUGUGUUGGCACCGUUAACAAGGCAAAGGUCGUUCGGCAAUGUCCCUCAGCCACACGCGAUCUUGUAUUAUUCACAAAGAACAACCAAAGGCGGCUUUCUUAUUUCUGAAGCCACUGGUGUUUCCAAUACUGCUCAAGGGUAUCCGGAGACUCCAGGUAUAUGGACCAAAGAACAAGUAGAAGCUUGGAAACCUAUUGUGGAUGCUGUUCAUGCAAAGGGAGGAAUCUUUUUCUGUCAAAUUUGGCAUGUGGGAAGGGUUUCAAAUACUGGUUUUCAGCCAAACGGGCAGGCCCCAAUAUCUUCUACAAACAAAGGACUAAUGAAUCAAGUCCGAGCCAAUGGCAUUGAUGUUGCAAGAUUUUCACCUCCAAGGAAGCUAACCACUCAAGAGAUUCCUCUGGUUGUUGAUGAUUUCCGACUUGCUGCAAGAAAUGCUAUUGAAGCUGGCUUUGAUGGAGUUGAGAUUCAUGGGGCUCAUGGCUAUCUAAUCGACCAGUUUAUGAAAGACAGAGUAAAUGAUAGAACAGAUGAGUAUGGUGGUUCACUAGAGAACCGUUGCAGAUUUGCUCUAGAAGUAGUUGAGGCUGUCGUGAAGGAGAUCGGAGCAGAUAAAGUUGGCAUACGAUUAUCCCCAUUUGCAGACUACAUGCAGUCGGGUGACUCAAAUCCAAAAGCUUUAGGUCUUUACAUGGCUGAAUCCUUGAACAAGUAUAAAAUUCUUUACUGUCAUAUGGUGGAGCCAAGGAUGAAAAGUGUGGGUGAAAAGGUUGAGUGCCCUCAUAGUCUUGUAUCUAUGAGGAAAGCAUUUGAAGGGACUUUUAUUUCGGCUGGCGGGUAUGAUAUGGAAGAUGGUAAUAAUGCUGUGGCUGAUAACCGAACUGAUCUGGUUGCUUAUGGUCGUUUGUUUUUGGCUAAUCCUGAUUUGCCAAAAAGAUUUGAGCUUAAUGCUCCUCUUAACAACUACAACCGGGAAACGUUUUAUACACCUGAUCCAGUUCUUGGGUAUACCGAUUAUCCGUUUUUGGAAACCACGGAUUAAGACCGUUGGUGUGUAGUAGUAAUUGAGCAUUGUUUGUCUGACUCAAUAUCUGUAACAUGUAUUUGGUGAUUACUCGUCUUAAAAGAUCAAUCAAAUAAAUGAGAAAUGCACGUAGACUCUGUUAUCAUGAAUGCAGCUUUGUUGUGAUAA
This is a messenger RNA of Helianthus annuus (common sunflower), 1381 nucleotides long. Its product is annotated as 12-oxophytodienoate reductase 2. The transcript is spliced from 5 exons. The record is from RefSeq and is a predicted model, not a curated record. Gene Ontology annotation, molecular function: FMN binding; oxidoreductase activity. Bases 110 to 1231 code for a protein of 373 amino acids. Lineage: Eukaryota; Viridiplantae; Streptophyta; Magnoliopsida; Asterales; Asteraceae.